GAAUGGCGUUGUUCUUUUUUUUUUUUUUUAACGUUAAAAAAAAAGUUAUGUUAAAAACCGGGCGAUGCUUUCCACUACCGUGGCAAUAAAAGAGACGAGUUUAGCAAGAAAUAAUCCUUCACUAACUGCAUUCUUUCUCCGUAGCCGUGCUACUGUCAAACGUCCGCUUCCUUGCCCGCAUCAAAGAUGAUUCCGUCCUCUUCUCAUGCUCCUAAUUGCUAAAUGGGAGGUUUUUAGCAACUCUUGCUGAAUAAGGUUCGGGCAAAAGCUUCCCAGUCCUGAGGGCUGUUUCUUGUGCCUCGGUCGCUACUUUCUGGGGAGGCGACCGGUCCCCCGAGUAAAUUUAGGGUUAUUCUUUCUGGACUCCCCCGCCCGGUUCAUUUCACGAUUUAUUUAUUUUUUUGGCGCGCUCGUUCAAGUUUGAGUUUAGAGCCGAGAAAGAAGGGAGAGCUGGCAUUAGCAUGGCUGCAGAAUCCUCCCCGAGCGCUUCUCCUGCUCCAGCUGACAGGGCUCAGGCGGAAAACCAAGAGGGAGACGCCGGGAAAAGGAGCAAGCAGGCAACCGCCAAAGCCCGCUGGACGCUUCUCAGACAGGUUUUGAAGCAAAAGCCCUUGGAGAAUGCCAACCUUCAGCAAAUAUCAGUAAGACGAUUUGCUUCAUUUGGUCUCUUCUCAAUAACUGAAGACAGUAUCGUGGCAGAAGAUGACUCAAGGUCUUGGUUUCAGUACAAAAGUAACUAUUAUCCUGACUAUAUUAUAUCAUUAAGAUGCAACAGCAGAUUAUUAAAUGUUGAAGAUGUUCUGACAAGUUUUGACAACACAGGAAAUGUUUGUAUCUGGCCUUCUGAAGAAAUACUAGCUUACUACUGCCUCAAGCACCAGGAAAUUUUCAGGGGCCUUGCUGUGUGUGAGCUGGGGGGUGGCAUGACAUGCUUGGCUGGGCUUAUGGUUGCUAUUUCUGCAGAUGUCAAAGAAGUUCUGUUAACUGAUGGAAAUGAAAAGGCUAUCCAAAAUGUAUGUGAUAUCAUCACAAGAAAUAAAAAAGUUGGAGUGUUCAGAGCUAAAGCCAUCUCAAGCAGCAUUUUACGAUGGGAUAAUGAGACAGAUGUCUCUCAACUGGAAGGACAUUUUGACAUUGUUAUGUGUGCUGACUGCCUGUUUCUGGACCAGUACAGAGCUAGCCUGGUGGAUGCAAUAAAGAGAUUACUUCAUCACAGUGGGAAAGCUCUGAUAUUUGCUCCACUUAGAGGAGAUACUCUAAACCAGUUCUGCAGCCUAGCUGAAAAGGCUGGUUUUUCUAUCGAAAGACAUGAAAAUUAUGAUGAACGCAUCUCAAACUUCCACUCCAAGCUGAAAAAAGAAGAAAAAGAUAUUUAUGAUCCAAAUCUCCACUACCCAUUUUUUCUUGUUUUAACCAAAGAAGGAUAGAAUAUGGGAAAACAAUAUUUUUUACUACAAAAUGGACUGUAUAUAAUAAUUUCAUGGGAAAGGUAAACUCUGAGCAAUGUAGACUAGAUCAUUCUCAGAACUUUGGGUUCAUUAUAUUGAAAAAGAGAGCUGGAAGUCUUAAGAGCUCUAGUUUCCUUUGUGGCUGUCAUUUCGCACAUGAUUUCUUCAUUGUGACAAAAAUGUUUUUUUCUGUUGCAUCUGGAAGAAUGUGUUUGACCAACUGCAAAAUGCUAAAGGAUUUAUUGUUCAAGUAAGUGAAAAAAACAGAUACUGAUAUCUGCUCAACAUUUGAGAUCAUAUCAUAUUCUAUGAAAGCGUCUCUUAUUUUACUAUUACCCCUUAGGCUAUUUUUGAAAAUUUCCUUUUGGGUUUUCUUUUCAGAGUGAAAUUUUUCAAACUCAGAUUGUUUAUCUGAUUUUUUUUUUUACAACAGGAGUUGGGAUUUCAGAGUUUUAUUGUUGAAUUUUUUAUUUUGGGGUGGGGGGUUUGGUCCUCUCUCAGUAGAUGUAUUAGAAAUUAUUGCUUCAAACCAAAGCCUCAUAAACUGACCAUUUGUCCUCUGGACACAAUGCAUUGGCCAGCCCUCUGCUCCUCCUCUCCAAUUAUGUGUGAUUAGUCUCAGUGUGUUGUGUCAAGAAGGGGGAGUGUGCUGAGUACUUAUUAUCUGUUUAGGUACAAGAAGAGUGCUCUGACUAUGAAUGAAAAGUGAGUCUUUAUCAGUCCUGAAAUCUAACUGCAACUGUUCCCUAUACUUGCUAUUAAAAAAUAGAUCCUUGUCUGAGAAAUGUUGGGUACUGUAGCAGUUGUGGGCUCUUUGCUCUCUCACUUCCCAAAAAUACAUGUUAACAUCGGGCAUUGUUCACACCAUUUCAUUAACAUUUUUGUCCCAGAAGCAAUGCAUGCCUUUCAAAGCCUAAGACAAAACUAUUUGGAUUUGUCUUCUUCCUGGUUUAAGAAACACUUUUUGGCAUCUUAAGUAGCUUAUCGUCUCUCUUUUUUUUUUUAACUAUUUUUAAAAGUCACUGGGGGGAAAAUCAAAUAGUAUUACACUUCAUUGUGUGCUUAAUUGGCAAAGUAUAUGAAAAUAAAAUAAUUACCCCUGAA
Pantherophis guttatus is the source of this 2552-nucleotide messenger RNA. It is a transcript of the gene CAMKMT, whose product is annotated as calmodulin-lysine N-methyltransferase. NCBI's taxonomy places the organism in Eukaryota, Metazoa, Chordata, Lepidosauria, Squamata, Colubridae. The record is from RefSeq and is a predicted model, not a curated record. Gene Ontology annotation, cellular component: cytoplasm. Gene Ontology annotation, molecular function: calmodulin-lysine N-methyltransferase activity.